This is a messenger RNA of Diachasma alloeum, 1568 nucleotides long. RefSeq lists its product as uncharacterized. The transcript has 6 exons. Lineage: Eukaryota; Metazoa; Arthropoda; Insecta; Hymenoptera; Braconidae. The record is from RefSeq and is a predicted model, not a curated record. The coding region runs from base 177 to 1031 and encodes 284 amino acids.
GCCGAACGUCAGUUUGUUCACAGAUUUGAUGGCUUCCGGACUCUGAUGCCGACCCACCAACGCUGUUACACCAUUAUUUUUCAUUCGAAACAUAUCCACCAGCGACAUAUCGUUAUUAAACUGGCUGACUGGACAUUUAAUUCUCCGUGAGAAUCGAUCGUACACGCGAACAACAGAUGCAAGUGACAAUGGGGUUGAUUACAGUGCUGUUAUUACACUCGUGUGGAUUUAUUAUGAUGAUUGUUAGUGCCCAGCGGUUCGCUGACUAUCCCAUGCCACCACAGACCACAGUAAUCAGCCGAGUGGCGUACAGGGAUCGCCGGAAUAAAGCUGAGCCGACGUGCGAGGAGUUGAGGGCCAUGUGGAGAUACAGUAAAAGACAGAGCAGGGCUGCCGAGUCCACCAAUGAUUUGCCCAUGUAUCGUGAUCCAUUUUCUUAUAAUAUUUGGGAGACUUAUCCCAUCAGGUCGCAGUCGUCGUAUGGGUACAGAGAUACCGAGGAGCAGGCACGCAACAGAGGCGGUGGCCGUGCUCCAGUUUACGGUAAAAUGGUCCACAAAGCUCCGGCCGAAGGUAGACUACGUAAUGGAAUGCCAAAUCGUAUGAAAGCAUUCGAGGAAGUUGCACGUAUGUAUGGAACUGUUAAUCGCCAACCACCGGAUCAACGGAGACGUCAAUACAGUUUUCGCGUUGGCGGUGGUGCGUCAAUAUCACACGUACCCCAGGCGGGAAGUUUUCAGCAUUUAAAGGAACUUAUUCGUACUGAACGUGCACGUGAAUUACAAGACCAAAGAAUCGCGGAGGAGAUAGCGGCGAGAUCAGCGGCCCUCGGCGAACUGAAUAAAAACGACAGACGCAGCAGUGAGCCAGAGUCCCGUAGGCACUACCCGAAUUCAGUACAAUCAUAUCAAGAACCAAAGAACGUCAAUUACAAUUUUCCGGUUGGCCAAUACGUGUCGAGUUUAACGAGUUUAAACGACGGAUUAUUGAGGAGUGACGACUACGAGAGAGACUCGAUGAUUCGUCAAUAAUCAAGUGGCAGUAAUUUCGAGAGAAGUAACGUGAACUGCCCCCUGUUUAAAUGGUAACUACAAUUCUACAACGGCGAUCUAACGAUUCUUUACGAGAAGAGAUCAGGUAUUUUUCCCCCUCUUUAAUCGUUCAUCUGUUACUCGAGAUGUUGAAUUUCGAGGUGGAAAUUGGGAUAUCAUUGUUCGAGGAAUGUUUGCGGAUAUGGGAUUAGGAGUUACUGACAUAUCCGAGGUUUAUGCGUGAAUUAGUGAAAUGAGGAGAUUAAUCGUCCCUUUCCAUUAAUUGGUAAUGACCAAUUGAUGGAGAGGCGAAAUCAAAAUUGCGGGUAAAGUGAUGAAUGGACUCUAAUUUUAUAGAUUCUUCCCUGAAAAUUCAUGAAAUUCCUAGGUGCGGGGGGAAACGUUGGGAAACUUUUCUUCCUCGAAGAUUUAGUCAAUCCUAGUGGUGAGAUGAAGAGACGAACAAAAAUUGAUGAUGUUCGUUUUGGAAAUGUUUUUUAGGGGAAAGGAACCAGGGCAAAAUUUCCAGAAAAUUUU